AUGUCUACUGCUUACGGCAAAAUCCCUAAACCUGCUUCUUCUGUUGAUUUGGAUAGUAUUUUACCUAUCAAGAAAGUUUUGAGAGACGGAACUGAAGGCAUCAUUCAAAAAGUAGAUCCUAACAAUAAGUCUUUAGUUGAUUAUUUACAUGCAAGAUUCAACGCUGAAAUUGAAGCAGGAUCUACUUAUCCUCAAGAAAACUUAUUAGACGAACAAGGAUUUAGAGAUUAUUUUCUAGGAUCAGACGCUUUUGUGAUGUCUGCAGAUAGUUUGAUUGAACCUGGUGUUGAAUAUGAUUGGCAAGAUAAAGUGGUUGGUAUGUUCUAUAUCAAACCAAACUAUCCUGGUAGGUGUUCUCAUAUCUGUAACGGUGGUUUCUUUGUCAUGGACCAUUAUCGUGGUAAAGGUGCAGGCCUUGUCAUGGGCGAAGCAUUCAAAGUGUUAGUACCUGCCAUUGGUUACAAGGCUUCUGUGUUUAAUUUGGUGUUUGAGAACAAUCCUGCUUCUAUUGCCAUUUGGAAAAGAUUAGGCUUUGAGCAAAUUGGCCGAGUUCCCAGAGCUGGUAGAUUAAGAAACAGUCCUGAUAAGCUUGUAGAUGCUCUUAUUUUCUAUCACAACUUUGAAUAA
This is a messenger RNA of Gilbertella persicaria, 627 nucleotides long. RefSeq lists its product as uncharacterized. The record is from RefSeq and is a predicted model, not a curated record. Gene Ontology annotation, molecular function: acyltransferase activity, transferring groups other than amino-acyl groups. NCBI's taxonomy places the organism in Eukaryota, Fungi, Mucoromycota, Mucoromycetes, Mucorales, Choanephoraceae. Bases 1 to 627 code for a protein of 208 amino acids. The transcript has 3 exons.